This is a messenger RNA of Vombatus ursinus (common wombat), 2605 nucleotides long. RefSeq names its product lysyl oxidase like 1 (gene LOXL1). The record is from RefSeq and is a predicted model, not a curated record. NCBI's taxonomy places the organism in Eukaryota, Metazoa, Chordata, Mammalia, Diprotodontia, Vombatidae. Bases 396 to 2291 code for a protein of 631 amino acids. The transcript has 7 exons. Gene Ontology annotation, biological process: peptidyl-lysine oxidation. Gene Ontology annotation, molecular function: copper ion binding; protein-lysine 6-oxidase activity.
CCGGUGGUGGUCCUGUCCUUGGGGCCAGACCUGCAGGGAGUGACUCCAACUCCAGCCCAGCUCCGCACGGUGCCCUGCCCUGCCUUGCCCCAGACGGAGCCCCCGGGCUCGGCCAGCCUCGCCUCCAACCGCGCACCGCUGCCUCUCCGCUCCCCGUCUCUCCUCGCCUGGCCUCACCAUGCUGCUGUCCGGGGAACCCUCCCGCUCGGGCCUGGCCUGGGAUAGACAGCGCUAGAACCUCGAGGAGGAAAGGAGCUACCCACAACGUCUCAGGGAAGGGAGGGAUAGACACGUCGGGAGGAAGGGGCCUUGGGAGAAGGGGCGUCUCUGCUGUUUGUGACCCGCGCUGCUGGUCCAGUCCCCGGGGAGGCAGAAGACGAGGCGGCGCAGAGACCAUGGCCCGCGUCUCCUGGGAGCUCUGGGCGCUCCUGGGCUGCGGGGUCUUUCUCCUGACCCUCGGACAGCAGCAGCCUCACCAGCAGAGCUCCGACGCCGUCCCCUGGAGGCAGAUGAUCCGGUGGGAGAACAACGGACGGGUGUACAGCCUCCUGAACUCGGGCUCCGAGUACCUGCCCGCGGGCUCCGUGGAUCACGACGGCAGCUCCCAGGUGCUUCUGGCCGGGGUCCAGCAGACGAACAGCCGCAGGAGCCCCGGACGCCCCAUCCGCAGGCAGGCCCCCUCACUGCCCGUGAGGGUUGGCUCGGACACCAUCCGAGGGCAGGCCCGGCACCCUUUCGGCUUCGGCCAGGUGCCAGAAAACUGGAGGGAAGUGGCCGUCGGGGACAGCACGGGGAUGGCCAGAGCCCGCACCUCCGUCUCCCGGCAACGACAUACGAGCUCCGCCUCCUCCUCCGUCUUUUCUGGCUCAGCCUCAGCCUCAGCCUCUGCCUCUGCCUUCGCCCAGACCACCUACCGGCAGCCAUCUUACCCGGCGCAGUUCCCCUACCCCCAGCCCCCUUUUGUCAGUCAGUACGAGGCGUACGACCAGGCACCCAGGGCCUAUGAUGAGAGCUACGUAUAUUACCGGAGCGCCGGAGGCGGGCCUGGAGCCGGGGCAGCUGCAGUGGCCUCGGCUGGAGUCAUCUACCCCUUCCAGCCCCGGCUGAGGUAUGAGGAGUACGGGGAGGAGCAGACGCCGUAUCAGCCUCAGGGCUUCUAUCCAGCCCAGGAGAUGCCCUUCAUGCCAAUGCCCCAGCCCCAGCCCCAGCCUCAGCCCCAGCCCCAGCCCCAGCCUUCCGACGGGCUGGACAGGAGGUAUUCCCACAGUCUGUAUCAUGAGGGGACCACGAACUUUGAUCAAACUUACCAGGACACUUACAACUCGGUCCCAGGCCAAGUGGUGCCAGGACAAGUAGCAGCUGCUCCUGACACCUCGCAGGUGAACGGGGGCUCCUCCCCAGGCUUGGGACCAGGCUAUGUGACUGAUCCCCGUCUGGGUUGGCAAUCACCUUAUGCCAAUGUGCCCCCAGAAACUUACAACCCACCGAGAGUGGUGGAACCUCAGCCUCCAUUCCGGGUCCUGGAACCCUAUGGGAGUGCCCCUAGGCCAGAAUCCUAUGUGCCCAUCAGGAGCUCUGAAGCUCCCCCAUUAGGUGGGGACAGACAGGGCACUCAGCAAGGCCGGGUCAGCGUGGGCAGUGUGUAUAGGCCCAACCAGAAUGGACGAGGUCUCCCUGACUUGGUACCUGAUCCCAACUAUGUGCAGGCCUCUACCUAUGUUCAGAGGUCCCAUCUUUAUUCCCUGCGUUGUGCAGCAGAGGAGAAGUGUCUGGCCAGCACCGCCUAUAGUCCUGAGGCUACUGACUAUGAUGUGCGUGUCUUGCUGAGAUUUCCCCAGCGAGUGAAGAACCAGGGCACAGCUGACUUUCUGCCCAACCGGCCCCGCCACACUUGGGAAUGGCACAGUUGUCACCAGCAUUACCAUAGCAUGGAUGAAUUUAGCCACUAUGACCUGCUGGAUGCUACCACAGGCAGAAAGGUGGCUGAGGGUCACAAAGCCAGCUUCUGCCUAGAGGACACCACAUGCGAUUUUGGCAACCUCAAACGCUAUGCCUGCACUUCUCACACACAGGGCCUGAGUCCAGGGUGCUAUGAUACAUACAAUGCUGACAUUGACUGCCAGUGGAUUGACAUCACUGAUGUGCAGCCUGGCAACUACAUCCUCAAGGUGCAGGUGAACCCAAAGUACAUCGUGCUGGAGUCUGACUUCACCAACAACGUCGUGAGAUGCAACAUCCAUUACACUGGACGCUAUGUCGCCACCACGAACUGCAAAAUUGCCCAAUCUUGACCUGCUCAGGAUUCACUGAUAUCACCCCACCCAAGCCGCCCUUCUCCAAACAUGGUCUGGCUCUUUCUGGGCCCUGUGAGCCCAGCCAAACCCCCCAUAGGCCCUAUGGACCCUGGACAGGAAGGAAGGGGAACCUGGCAUCAUGGAACAAACUGGAUGACAAGGGACUCUAGGUCUUAUUUUUAUCCUUAACUUCCCCCCAAAACUUGGUUGUGUUGGUUGUUGGGUUUUUUUAAUUUUUUUUUUAUUAUUUUGGCCACAGUGCUGAGUGAAGAUUGCUGAUGAUUUAAAUUGAAUAAAACAAGAUUUUCUAC